UCCAUCUUGCAAAUGGCGGAGGUGGAUUUGCCCUGGAUCUGCGUGACAAGUUAGAUUUUAUGGUGCAAACUCCUAUCUAUUAUGUGUCUUUACUAAUCAUCUACUUUCAGAGUUAUAACUUUCUAAAAGAAAAUCGUAGAGCAUCAAUAAUUAAUUGAUCCUUAUAAUGGAAUGUAAGGCAGAACCGGGCUGUUUUGACAACUUUUGUAGGAUAUGCAGCUGCCAAAAUGAAAAAGGGAAACUUACCUACAUUUUUGAAAAUGAUUAUUUGUUGGAGAAAAUCACUUCAUUUCUACCUAUAACUAUCCACCAAAACGAUGAAUUGCCUCAUCAUGUAUGUGGGAAAUGCCUAAAUGGAAUUGAAAGCUGUUUUGAUCUCAUUAAAAGAGCCCAGUCUUCUGAAAAGUUCUUUUUCAAUCGCCUGAAGAAUGCAGUAGAUGUAAAAAUAAAGACCGAAGAAGGGAUUGAAGAGUAUCCUACAGAAAAUAAUGGAUCUCGAAGCAUAGAGCUGGACGGGACUUUCAGUUGCGACCUGUGUGACGCUAGGCUGCCAGAUGCUGAGGAACUGGAUAAACACAUACAAAACAACCACAUUAAUGCUCAAGCGCCUCCAAACACAGAGUUUACCAUUCGCAAGAUCUGCUCCUUGUGUGGUGAGCUGUUUGAGUCGGAUGAGAUAUACAUGCUACAUAAGUGUGAGAGUACGCCUAGCUGUCCUCAAUGCAACAAGACCAUGUCUACCAAGUGUCUGCUCAACCGUCACAUCAAUAACUUUUGCAAACAACUCUUCUUCUGUCCCCACUGCUAUAAGAAAUUCACGUCGAAACUUCCAUUCAUGAAGCAUAUGCAGGCUCACUCCGGAUUGAAAAUAGAAAAUGAUUGUUUGGCUUGUGAGCAGAAGGUCCACGGAAAUGGGGAAGCCACAGAGCACACUUGUGACAAAGGAUUUAGUAACAGCUCGGCUGGGAAAAGGUAUAAGUGCUACAUAUGUGGACAAGCUUACAAGCGCCAGAUAAACUUGGCCAAGCAUUGUCAACAACACCAGCCAAAGACAGACUGGACCUUCAAAUGCUCCAAGUGUAAUGAUGUUUUUGAAAAAGAAAAAUCUCUCCAUGCUCACUAUGAAAAGGUUCACAAAAUGUCGAAAACAUGGAUCUGUCGGUAUUGCGGAAAGUCUAUGUCCACCAAACUGAGUGUUCAGAUUCACGAGAGGAUCCACACCAAUGUGAAGCCUUACGUUUGUGAAUGGUGCGGAAAUGCCUUUAGGUCGAAAGCAAAUCUUAUUCAACAUCAUGCUAAGCAUACUGGGGUUCGCAAACACACGUGUCCUGUUUGUGGCAAGAUGUUUUCUCGUACGUUUUUCCUUAAGACACAUAUGAGAACGCACACGGGCGAGAGGCCGUAUCAGUGCGAUGUGUGCGAACAGAGAUUCACGCAAGUGGGAGAUAUGCGGAGGCAUCGGAGGAGGCACGAGGCGCAGUCACAGGCGCGACAACCACCACCACAACCAGCGCAGGUGCAACCCACGGUCAUCAUUGUUAGGAGAGGCUCACCUGGGGAUAGAAUCUUCCUAUAGUCACAUACAGUGCCACCGUCACAGACAAUGCAGACAACAAAUGUACGAGAAGUGUGAAUGUGUUGUAUCAGAGCUGGAGGCUGAAUCCACUGUGCGUCAACUGAAAGGGUGUUCAGGGGUUUUAGGAGAAAAGUAGUUCCAGCUUAAGUCGAUGAUUCUCAGAAAGUAAAAAGGAAACUACAUAAUCUGAAAUUUAAAUACAUUUAAUGACUUUUAAUUUUUAAAUUUAAAAAUAAAACUAAUGAAUAACACUGUGUGUUUUAAUAUUUUAACGUUUUUACUGUAAUGUAGUGUUUGGGUCAUUUUAAUAUGUUUUUAUUUUUUAUAUUUACCUGAUUUUAAUGUUUCAAAAAGAGUUUUAUGAAUGCGAAGAUGCUUUGUAGUUUUAUAGUUGCUUAUGCGAGAUAUUCCUCCUGAAAUUACUUGAUUGUAUUACAUAUAUUUAUUUCAUUCUGGAUAGUAUACUGGAUGAAUACUUCUUAU
Macrosteles quadrilineatus (aster leafhopper) is the source of this 2059-nucleotide messenger RNA. RefSeq names its product zinc finger protein 660-like. Gene Ontology annotation, biological process: regulation of transcription by RNA polymerase II. Gene Ontology annotation, molecular function: DNA-binding transcription factor activity, RNA polymerase II-specific; RNA polymerase II transcription regulatory region sequence-specific DNA binding; zinc ion binding. NCBI's taxonomy places the organism in Eukaryota, Metazoa, Arthropoda, Insecta, Hemiptera, Cicadellidae. The coding region runs from base 167 to 1576 and encodes 469 amino acids. The transcript is spliced from 11 exons. Gene Ontology annotation, cellular component: nucleus. The record is from RefSeq and is a predicted model, not a curated record.